This is a messenger RNA of Aspergillus wentii DTO 134E9, 1995 nucleotides long. RefSeq lists its product as uncharacterized. Gene Ontology annotation, biological process: meiotic attachment of telomere to nuclear envelope; mitotic telomere tethering at nuclear periphery. Gene Ontology annotation, molecular function: DNA binding. NCBI's taxonomy places the organism in Eukaryota, Fungi, Ascomycota, Eurotiomycetes, Eurotiales, Aspergillaceae. Gene Ontology annotation, cellular component: nuclear membrane complex Bqt3-Bqt4. Bases 331 to 1641 code for a protein of 436 amino acids. The transcript is spliced from 5 exons. The record is from RefSeq and is a predicted model, not a curated record.
UCCUCGUCCCCCUAAUCUCUCUAUCUUUUCCAUAUCUAUCGAUCGAUCUUCGCUCGAUUUAUCUACAGCCUCGUCGCGGGUUUGUUUGUGAUUCACGGGUUUGGUUCUCUCCUUUUGCCAAGUCUAUCGUGGCAUUUUGCGAGCCCUUGAGUGACGUCUUUUUCUUUUUUCUCCCCUCGAAACGCGCCUGCAACGUGGCUGCCGUUGGCGUCGCAUCUUAAAAGUUACUUAAGACUCGAGAAUUCUUAUAAGAGCCUCAGUCACCACCCCUCGAGGCACCAUCCUCUUAUUCCCAAGGCACCAAUAUCUUAUCAUCCCUAAUCAUCCAUCAUGGUGCGAUCUCUUCCAAAGAGAAACAACCCUCUCAUCCUCGCAGACGAGGCGCCAGUCUACGAUGAACUUCUUGCGCGCCGUCGUCUGGGAAAGACACAUCUCGCCGUGAAGCCCACCCAGAUUGGGACAUCUAAUGCGACCAAGCCAGAGAACUUGGGACCCUUUGAAUAUGCUCAUCUACGUGCGCCUCUGCCCAGAGACCUCAAGGGCUCCGAGAUUUUCCCCUCGCACAGCCCCCAGCAGCACCCAGAGACUUAUUUCCUGAUGCGACGAAGCAAAGAUGGUUUUGUGAGCGCCACUGGAAUGUUUAAGAUUGCCUUUCCCUGGGCAAAGCUGGAGGAAGAACGGACUGAGCGAGAAUAUUUGAAGGCGAGAGAUAACACCAGCGAAGAUGAAAUUGCUGGAAAUGUCUGGAUCUCCCCCAUUCUUGCCCUUGAAUUGGCAAGAGAAUAUAAGAUGUAUGACUGGGUCCGCGCCCUCCUCGAUCCCACCGAGAUUGUCCAGAGCCCAUCGAGCGCGAAGAAGCAAAUUGCCCCGCCUCCGAAAUUCGAUCUGCCACCAUUGGAUGCACCAGUCGUGCCACCUCCCCAAUUCUCCCCUCCCGCGAUGCGCACUAGAAGCGGCCGAUCUGCCUCUCCCAGCAAGAGACUUGCCUCUCCACGCAAGCCCAGACAAACCAGGGCAAUGAAGGAAGCUAAUGCCGCCGCCACCAGUGCUGCAAAUGCAAGCCUUCAGUCUUCAUUGGAUAUUACCGCCGAAACAGCCGAUUCUGGGUCGGUUAAUGAAACCGUUCAUCAAAGCGUGGAAGUGGAUGAGGAAGUGAAGCCAAAGUCGACUCCGAAAUCUAAUAAGGCUACCGCAGAUGCUCCUGCUGCCAGUGAGGAGGUUGCUGAAAAGGAAGAGGUCAAGGUUGAUGCCGAAUCCAGCAAAGACACAAACAAAGAAGUCGAAACUACUAAGACCACCGUUUCGAUCGAGAUGCCCAUUAGCCUCCUCCCCGAUGCACCCUCUACCGAAGAUACCGAGCAGAUGAUCGCCAAGGCGAAGGAGAUGGUUCAGGAAGCUGUCAAGCAGCAAACAGAGGAAGAACCCGCAGAGUCGACGUCGCCAAAGGCUGCCAAGAAGCGCAAGACAGACGCGCUAAGUGAAGAUGAAGAUGAUGAGGAGACAAAAGCUGAGCGUGUCCAGCGAACAAAGAGAGCGAGAGUUCUGGAAGACAAGCUCAAGCGUGAGCGAGUCAGGAACCGUGCUUUGGUUGGCGUUACAGCUGCUUUUGCACUUGCUGCCUCGAUCCCCUACUUCUUUUAAAACCCAUGGCCUUUGGUCUGGUGUUGCGCCAAACGAGAGCAGAGUCUCCGUAACGAAACACCAGCAACACGUCUGUCCUGAUAUCAGCCCCAGUUGACAUGGCUUGCAGCUUGCCAAUGGGGCGUACCUCACCAUGUUUCUCGUCCUUUCUUCCCUGAUCAUACCCCUUUUUUCCUUUAAAUGCAUCUACCCUCCCCUCUAAACAGCUCCCUAUUUCGGUCAUACCCAAGGUUCAUCAAGCCCUGGGCGAAUCCUUUUGACAUAUCUCCCAAAUCGCAUUGCGAUCAAUAUAUUGCACGUGUGGUGAUUCUAUGUAUUGUAUUGACACCUUACCCCCUUUCUAAUAUCAUGCCC